Messenger RNA from Hemisphaericaspora subhashii, 504 nucleotides. RefSeq names its product Tma19p (gene TMA19). The transcript has a single exon. Gene Ontology annotation, cellular component: cytoplasm. NCBI's taxonomy places the organism in Eukaryota, Fungi, Ascomycota, Pichiomycetes, Serinales, Debaryomycetaceae. Gene Ontology annotation, molecular function: calcium ion binding. The record is from RefSeq and is a predicted model, not a curated record. The coding region runs from base 1 to 504 and encodes 167 amino acids.
AUGAUUAUCUUUACUGACGUUAUUUCCGGUGACGAAUUAUUAUCUGACGCUUACGACGUCAAGGAAGUCAAUGGUGCUGUUUACGAAGCUGACUGUGAUAUGGUCACUGUUGGUCAAGGUGAUAUUGACAUUGGUGCCAACCCAUCUGCCGAAGAAGGUGAUGAAGCUUUAGAAGAUGGUGCCGAAACUGUUAACAACGUUGUCUACUCCUUCAGAUUACAACAAACUCAAUUCGACAAGAAAUCUUUCACUACUUACAUUAAGGGUUACAUGAAGAGAGUUAAGGCUUACUUAGCUGAAAACAACCCAGAUGCUGUUGAAGCUUUCGAAAAGGGUGCUACUGCUUACGUCAAGAAGGUCUUAGGUUCUUUCAACGACUGGGACUUCUACACUGGUGAAUCUAUGGACCCAGAUGCUAUGGUUGUCUUAUUAAACUACCGUGAAGAUGGUACCACUCCAUUCGUUGCUAUCUGGAAGCAUGGUGUUAAGGAAGAAAAGAUCUAA